GUAACCCUGCAAAAACGAUGAGGCGGAUGAGGUUAUAAAAUGACAGAUAGGUUACAACAUUGGAUGUAAAAUGGUCAAACAUAUUUGAAUUGAAACAGUUCUAGAGGAUGUUAGACAUAAUAACAAUAUAUUAGAAAAUAUUUAAAACUUUUCGUUUAUUGUAUCUAUCACGAAGUGUUGAAAAUGGAUUUCCAAAAUAGACCCGGAGGUAAAACCGGAGGAGGUGGCGUGGCCUCUUGGUCAGAAACAAAUCGGGACCGAAGAGAAAGGCUGAGACAGCUAGCUUUGGAGACCAUCGACUUGCAAAAGGAUCCUUAUUUUAUGAAAAAUCACUUGGGAUCUUAUGAAUGUAAACUUUGUUUAACACUACAUAACAACGAGGGAAGCUAUUUGGCCCAUACUCAGGGCAAAAAACAUCAAGCCAAUUUGGCAAGACGAGCAGCCAAAGAAGCUAAAGAUUCGCCGUCUCUUUUACAACCUGAAAAACCAAGAGUUGAACCCAAGAAAUUUGUGAAGAUUGGAAGACCUGGUUAUCGGGUUACAAAACAGAGAGACCCUGAAAAUGGACAACAGAGCUUGUUGUUUCAAAUUGACUAUCCAGAAAUCAAUGAUAUGGUUUUGCCUCGUCAUCGAUUUAUGUCUGCUUAUGAACAAAAAAUUGAACCUCCAGAUCGUAAGUGGCAAUAUUUACUGUUUGCAGCUGAACCAUAUGAAACCAUAGCCUUCAAAGUACCAAGUCGAGAAGUUGAAAAAACCGACACAAAAUUUUGGACACACUGGAAUAAGGACACCAAACAAUUUUUCUUGCAAUUUGCUUUCAAGAAUGAAAACAAGAGAACUGCUAAUACCAUUGUUCAACGACAUACCAUAAUGGGUGCUGUUCCUCCUCCUCCAAUGUUACCGGUACCUCCACCUCCUAGGCCACCGAUGUUUAAUCCUAUUCCUCCACCACCACCAAUAAUGAGGGCUGUUUUGCCAGUACCGCCACCUCAUCACCACCAUCCUCAUCAUCAUUAGUGUUUAAA
Messenger RNA from Leptinotarsa decemlineata (Colorado potato beetle), 1025 nucleotides. It is a transcript of the gene Sf3a2, whose product is annotated as Splicing factor 3a subunit 2. NCBI's taxonomy places the organism in Eukaryota, Metazoa, Arthropoda, Insecta, Coleoptera, Chrysomelidae. The record is from RefSeq and is a predicted model, not a curated record. Gene Ontology annotation, biological process: spliceosomal complex assembly. Gene Ontology annotation, molecular function: zinc ion binding; nucleic acid binding. Gene Ontology annotation, cellular component: U2-type prespliceosome; nucleus; catalytic step 2 spliceosome.